AUGAGCAACUCAAGAGAUUUUACUGUACUACAGUUUCCAGGAACUCCGAAUCCUGUGGCGCGACUCUACGUAGCAGAUUUGGCAGAUCCAAAGAAUAUUCAUACGAAGGUAGUGAAACCGCCAUCUAUCAUCGAGCAUGUAGAACACUAUUUUACAUCGGCUUCCUGGGUGUCUUUAACGGAGGUGUGCAUAAUAUGGUUAACACGAGCUCAGAAUGUUUCUGUUGUAACUAUUUGCAAAAGCCCAAUGUGGCAUUGCCAGGAAAUUCAGAGGAUAAUAGCUGAACAUCGUGGAUGGGUGGAUACUCCAACUGAACCACCUGUUUUCUCAGUAAACGGAAGCAGUUAUAUUGCAAUAAGUCCGGUUAAAGAUGGCCCAGCGGGUUAUUAUAAACAUAUUGUUUGGGUAAACGUUGCUCGAAAAUUGGUUGUUCCUCUUACGCAUGGAAAAUUCGAGGUCACCCAAAUAGUAGCAUGGGAUCAAGUAAACAAUACAAUAUACUUUAUAGGUAUUCCACCCAUGCGGCCAGGUCAGAGACAUCUUUAUUAUGUGAGUUCACUAUUACCGCAUAUAGGCUCGGCUCUGCACCCUGCUGUUUGCAUUACUUGUACAGAAGCGUCAGAUGGAAAUUUAAAUGACUAUCAAACAGUUCUAUCUCGUCAUCACAGUACAUCGUCUGAUAAUAAUUAUAUACAUGAUCACUACGAAACACAUACAGAGAGUACACCCAAUAUGGAAAAAGAACAGACAAAUGAGAAAGUUUCAAAAAAACAAAAACUAAAAGCACAUGUACCACCAACAUUCAUGGAAGAACCUUGUCAAUAUCAUAAUGCUAUUUUUCCACGGGGGAGCACAAACUAUUUCGUUUUAGAAUGUUAUGGACCUAGUAUACCGACAGUUUCAUUAUACAAAACAGAAUUACCCAUGCCACGGCUUAUUUAUGUAUUACAGAAUAAUACACAGUUACGUGAAAGAGUAGGGAAUCUUGCACUUCCGCAAAUAAAAACAUUUCCUGUUCAAAUAAGUGGCGGUUAUAACGCACAAGUACGGUUACAUUUACCGCCCGGCUUGAGAGAAGACGAAAUAACGCGGUAUCCUUUAAUUGUCCAAGUGUACGGUGCACCGGGCACGCAGUUAGUAACAGAAAUGUUUAAAAUAGACUGGAACACUUACUUAGCUAGCAGAAAAAAUGUGAUCAUCGCUCAAAUCGACGGCAGGGGUAGUGGAGGUCAAGGUUACAAAUUUUUGCACGAAGUCUACUACAGACUCGGCUCUGUAGAAGUGGCUGAUCAGCUCGAAGUUACUGAGUAUUUACGAGAUUCGUUGCAUUUUGUGGACAAACGACGUGUUGCCGUAUGGGGUUGGAGCUAUGGAGGUUUUGUGGCUGCUCUUGCUUUGGCAUAUCCUGAACAAGAUGUAUUUCAAUGUGGUAUAAGCGUGGCGCCUAUCGUGUCCUGGAGACUUUACGAUUCCGCUUAUGCCGAAAGAUAUAUGGGAUUACCAACUGUGGUGUCAAAUUACAAGGGCUAUGCUGAAUCAGAUGUGUAUGAUAAAGUGGAAUAUUUACGAAAUAAAAUGUUCUACCUCGUGCACGGCACUGCCGAUGACAACGUCCAGUUCCAACAAUCAAUGACGCUUGCACGGCAUCUAGCUAGAAAGGGCAUACUUUUUCGACAACAGGUCUAUCCAGACGUGAGUCAUUCAUUAGCUGGAGUUAAAGGUCAUCUCUACUUGUCAAUGGCACAAUUUAUAGAUGACUGUUUUCAGAAACAAAUGCCCACCGACACGAAAGCGGGUCUUAUCAAUGGUGGUACUAGUUUGUAGUUCUAUGUAUAUAAUGUGAUUCAAAAAACAAUCUAAGAUUUGUGAA
Molecule: messenger RNA, 1870 nt
Organism: Dufourea novaeangliae
Lineage: Eukaryota; Metazoa; Arthropoda; Insecta; Hymenoptera; Halictidae
Gene: Dpp10
Product: prolyl endopeptidase FAP
Exons: 11
Coding region: 1-1824 (607 amino acids)
Biological process (GO): proteolysis
Molecular function (GO): dipeptidyl-peptidase activity; serine-type peptidase activity
Source: RefSeq, a predicted model, not a curated record